AUGUAUUUCGGAUUGCUUUUUGUCAUUGUCGGCAACGCGGUUAGUUCCGGAAGAAAGACAAUUUUCCGUGAGUCUCAAUUUUUUUCCCUGCGUGUGUAUCCAAAAGUGUGCUCAUCCACUACAACAAGUGAUAUUCAAGAGGUGCUUAAAAAGUAUUGAAUGAGAAGCUAAUAAUUGUUUUGCAGGGCACUAAUGUUUUCUAUAAAUAUCAGUAUUCCUAAAUCCCAUGGGACACGCCAGUCGCUUCCCAUGGCGGGGUCUCUACUCUAAUCUUCCUCUCUGCCUUCCUUACUCAUUUUGAAUCCUUCUUCUUUUCGCAAACUCCUCUCUCUCCUGUGCACUUUCAAUAUUUACUUUCCAAUUGCUCACUGCUCUCACGCUGAUUUCUGUCGUCACUAAAUCGACUUGUUUUCUGGCAACCUAAAGUUUAAAUCAAAAGCCUGACUUAUAGUAUUGUCUAUUCCUCCCUGCUUCCUGGAAAUAGUGCAGAAUGCGAAGCCUGGAGAGAAUAGUAGAGACCCGGAUUGAGCUUCUCGAAUGGGAUUCAAAGGAAACUAAAGAAGACUGUGCUAAGUGUCGUGCUUUGGAUUGUGACAUUAUAUUCGCAUUGUUGUUCACCAUCGUAAUCGCUUGUCUGCUAGUUUUGAUUAUGGUGUUCUGGCUGAAAGGCGUUCUACAAUACGAAGAGUAAGUCAUAAUGAUGGUCCUCUCUCAUGGACCAAUUCACUCGGGAAAAUUUUUUCCGUAAAAACCUCGAUUUAAAACAGGAACAAAACAGUUUUUUUUUCUGAUUUGAAUCGAGUUUUUUCCCGCAUGAAUAGGCCCAUUAGAAACCUAAAGCUCAAAAAAUCUGUGAAAUCUGUCGUAUUCUGCAGUUCAAAGUGCACGAGGUUACGCAGAACCAGAACUGUUCGAAUCAGAACUAUUUUCAGUGCAAAUUGGUUUUCUCUCUCUGAUCCGGGACAGUUCGGAUUCGAACAGUUCUGAUCGGCGUAGCCUCAAGUGCACAGUUGAACGAAUGUUAUCGUACACCAGAAAACUACGGUAUUUUCUGAAAAUAUUUUAAAAUAUUUAAAUUUCUUGUGCAAGCUUGGGUAUAUUUUUUAAAGUACAGCAAAGUCCAACAGUUUUCACAGAUUUUAUAAAACUUUGGACACGUCAUAAGAAGUGAACACGUGAACUUUCUAACGAUUCUAAGAUUCAAACAAACAAGCGGCGAAGCCGCAGCGGGCCCAAGUUUUAAAAGUCUUGUGUAGUGAUUUUUUUUAACUGACAUAAGGGAGCACACGUUUCGAUACACGCGCGUACGGUCGAACAUGUAUUCAGAAAACUGGGGUUUGUCGCUUACAGAAUGCGAUCAGCACUUCGAUAGCUCGCAAUCGGAAGGAAUCAUAGAUUUUCCAAGCUUGCCGAAGAAACUGGCUUUAAGUCAUGGAAUUAACAAUACAAAACCAGAACAUCAGUAUAAUUUGCAAGUACGCGAUCGUUUUUAGAAAAAUAUUUCCUCGUCUUGAUUUGUUUAAAUUUAUCUGAAACGUUCUUACAGUGUGUAUACACGUUUGUUGCGGGACCGAGGCAGCGUGUGAUUCUCGAAUUCGACCAUUUUCUUCUGUCGGGUAGUUCAGAAAAGUAAAACCGAAGACAUGAUAGCUAUGUAAACCAAUAUUUUUCAGUUGUGAUAUCGAGUAUUUAGAUAUUUAUUCGGAAAUAGAGAAUGUGGAAGAUGAUAUUCUCUCAUCGGUUCUCGGCGGCCGGUACUGUGGUACUGUAGCUCCACACAUUCGAAUUAGCUUGCAUCGUGUUAUGAAACUUGUUCUCCACUCUCGAUCAUCAAAUCAUGAAGAAAAUCACGGAUUCAGGGCUAAAUACUCUUUUAUUUCAGAGGGUAAUAAAAACCAGUUUUAAAAAAAAGUAUUAUAGGGGCACCGGACAGAAAGGGGCCUGUUCGCAAUUUGGCCGAAUUUCUAGGCCGCGAAGCAAUUUUCCACUGAGAACGUGGCCUAACUUUUCAAACUCGGCCCCGAGGUCGCUCAAUUUGCACUGCAAAAAUAGUUUCUCAGCAGAGCGCCAUUUCUGCGCGGUGCCCCUAUAAUAUGAAUUUUGAUGCAAACAUUUUUCACGAAACGGAAAGCACUUAGAAAAAUGUGCUAAAAACCGCUAAAUUUAAAAUUUUCAUAGGGAAAAAAUUAUUGCUUGCCAUACAAGAAUGUCUUAAAAGAUGCAUGGGACAGAAUUCUCAACAACUUCUUUUAAAUGUCUUUGCCCUAAAAGCAGGGCUGGCCAAUGAAAAGCCCUCGCCGGGCUAGUUGCAAGCGCGCUCCACUGCAAAAAAGCCUUGGCCGGCUAAUGGUACGGUAAGCAAUUCGGUUCACGGAGCGGUGUUUGCACACAAAGCAUUUUAAAUAAAGAAAAAAACGUGUUUUCAAAAGGGUUUUCUUUUUUUUCCAAGUUUUUUCACUUCAUGAUCAAAUAUUUUCACAGAAAAAUGCUCAAUUCGAUGAAUUCGAUUCAUAACGUUGUUCCCAUACAUUUUUUUCUUUCGUUUCGUUCUCAUGCAUCUCGUUCUCAUUAAUUCUGUCGUUAUCUUUUAUUUUUCUCUUCACUUCUGCUAAUUUUCGAAAUUUGUCAGCUUUCAUUUCAUCGAAAUUUAACUCACUUACUUUCUUUUCACCUUUUUUCUACUUUCAAGCAUGUCUUCUUCUCAUUUUAAAAUAAUUUCUUCGAUUUGUUCUUUAUUUAAAAUGCUGUGUGUGCAAACACUGCUCAGUGAACCGAAUUGCUUACCGUACCAUUGGCCGGCCAAGGCUUUUUUGCAGUGGAGCGCGCUUGCAACUAGCCCGGCCAAAGCCUUGGCCGACCGCUGGCCAGCCAAGGCCGGCCAAUGUUUUGCCCAGCCCUGCCUAAAAGCUUUUAAUCAUAGUUUUUAUUUUUUCCAAAUUCUGAACGAAAAUAUAACCCAUUCUUUGCCAGACUAAACCAACGUGUAUUCUAGGAAAAUAUUUUUGUGUAGGCAUACAUGAGGGGGUGCAACUGGUAUCCCAAGAGUACAAUAUUGGCUCACAGUCUCGGGUUAUGGUAGUACGGUAGAUGCACAAAACCUCAAAACUCGAAUUUAAAAAAGUGAUGGAAGGCUGAAGGAUUUCUACCAAUGAAAACAUGCCUAGCGUACUUUUUUCUCACUAAAUUGCAAGUCUUGGAAAAAAAAAACUCACUAAAUUGCAAGUCUUGGAAAUGUUAUAACACGUAUGUUAUCUAAAAAUUGGGGAACAAUUGUUAGAGAGAAAUUAUUCCUGUUAGAGAGAAAUUAUUCCUGGAAAUGAAAGAUGUUUGUUUCAAAUUCUUUUCCAGAUCCAAUACCUUAACGGAAUUUAAAAUAAACAUUUCAGAGAAAUUCAUCUCUGGGAAACCAAUAGCGGGAGAGAAGUGUAGCUAUAUUAUCAACUCGGCUGUCCGGAAAACGGGAACUGUAUACUCUCCAACUUAUCCUGGAACUUAUCCACAUGUAGGAAGAAACAUUAAUGAUUAAUCUUAGUUCGUAAAAAUCCGUUCUUUAGAAUAUGCAUUGUUCUUACCUUCUCAAUGGCUUUGAUGGAGAACGAAUCCGUAUUUUUUUCACAGACUUUGAUAUUUUUUUCGGUGGAGAACAGUUAGCCGACCAUGUGAAAACAAUCUAUCUAUGGAAAAUUUCAGCUGCCCAUACGACAGUAUAACUGUUUUUGAUGGGCCAACUCCUUCAUCACCCAUAAUAAGAAAAGUGUGCGGUCUUCAGCAAAGAAUGGAAAUUUAUUCAAUGUCUAAUAGUCUACUCAUUCACUUUAACACUACGCAACCAUCCAAGUCCGACCCUAGAGGGCAAGUUAAUCUUUUUCCUAAUGAUUUAAUUUUCCUAUUUUUUAAGCUUUAUAAUGGACUACGAUUUUUCUUCAAGAUUCGUUAAUAUUGAAAAGAUGUUGAACGGACAACGAGGUGUAACUCAUAUACGAGGAACAGAAUGUGACGUGAGAGUGGAGAGCAACAGAGAAACCACUCAUUCAAUCUCAAGUCCGAAUGUACUAGGAAGCAUACGAAAAUUUCAAUUUGAAAAAAACGUGUUACAGUAUCCUGAAGUAUAUCCAGCCAACACUACUUGUACUUACAUUAUUCAUGGUCUACAGGGCGAACAAAAUCUGGAAAAGGUCAUCCUUACAUUCGUUUCAAUCGCAGUUCUAAGUUUUGAUACAACGUGAGAUAAAGUUGAAAAGUAAAAUUAAAAUUCGAUUGAAUAUCAGACCUGCUACAGCUCCUCCUUCAAUAGAUGAUAUUGCUUGUCCGAGUGCGUGGGUAGGGAUUGCUAUCUCUGAAGGCAAUAUGAAAGCAGUGAUGUCGUCAACUGAUGAUUCAAUCUUCGACGUUACUCUCUGCGAAAGGAUUGCUCCAAAUUCUUCAUUGUUGGGACCAUAUAUCAGUGAAGGUCCACGAAUGGUCAUGCAGUUCGGAAGUACAGACACGAGAGAUGAUCAGAUAUCUCCGAUCGGAUUCAAGGCCACCAUCGAGUUUAGGACUGAUUUUGGAGUGACAGGAGAUUCUCUUGGGACUUCAAACGAAUGCAAGUUUCGAUUCACUUCGUCAACAGGUUUUUUUAACAGUCCUAGAUAUCCGGCAAACGUAAGUUGUCCUGUUUUGUCCGUUUCCAAAAUACGAUUUGCAGUAUCCAUUGGAUACCAACUGCACGUACUAUAUAGUCGGUCAACCAGGAAAGGAAAUAUUGCUCCACUUUGAGCAGUUUGCUCUUAGCGGUAAUAAAGAGAACGGAUGUCAAGCUUGGCUGGAUGUAUACGAUGUCUUUCUAAAAAACGGAAAGGAAGAACUCAGACUAAAAGGUUCAUUUCAUGACUUAAUAGAUUAAGCAUUGUUUAGUGCAGAACGUUACUGCUCGGACACUUUCCCAGGACCAUCAGUGUCCGCAUUUGGGUCUCAUGAGAUGCGCGUUGUGUUCUCAUCUAAAUCAGUUGGUACAGCAAAUGGAUUCAAAGGUCUAUUUGAAAUUCGCACUGCUAGGAAGGAAGAUGUGCCGUUAGGAGGUUUAUCCACACCUUGUUCUCCGUGAUUCUUUUCUUUCUAGAAGCACACGUACGGCGCGGAGCUUUCAGAUGUGGUUCGGUCAUCAAUUCAACUGUUCAGAAACCAAAUGGAUUGAUCAUUUCACCAAACUAUCCUGUUAAGUACAACAAGGAUGUGCACUGUGACUGGCAGAUAAAUGUUCGAAGCGGUUAUCAAAUUUUGCUGAAAAUGGAGGCAAUCGAUGUUGAAGGAGAGAUGGCUUCUGAUAGUGCCAGCUGCCAAAAGGUUUAUUUUCAUUAGGUUUCUGAAAAAAUGUAUAUCCGGUCGAUGACAAUAGGAGCCAAUGAUGAUUGUGUCAAAGAUUAAGAUGAGAGUCAAUGACUGUCAGCAUGAGAGCCAAUGAAUUCUAGCUAAUGAUGAAUGAGCCAAUGAUUGAAAGUCCCAAGAAGUUGAUCCAUUGAAAUAUUUUUAUAGGCAGUGAUACGCAUCGAGGGUGCUCCACGCACAGAGUACUGUGGUACGAGGCGAGAGUUUUUCGAAUCCUAUCUUUCUCCCAGUAAUUCGGUUCGAAUAAGGUUGGUCUUAAUUCAAGAUUUUUUUAUACAUUCGCUACCGUUUCAAGUUUCUUGACUGCCCCGGACAAAGUGAAUGGUCUCAAGGGAUUCAAUCUAUCAUGGACAGAAGUAAUGGAUUUAAAUGGGAAAGACGAAAGUGUGUGCAAGUCAAAUUCCUUGUACUUGUGUACAUAUUCGAAACUGUGCAUUGAUUCUAAACUGCGCUGUAAUGGCCUCGACAAUUGUGGAUAUUCUGUUCAAGACGAUACUGAUGAGCAACACUGUCAGUGAAGUUUUGAGAUUCUGCUAAAGAAAAGAGUUGAUGAUAUUUCUGUUUAUCUGAGCUUAUUUGAAGUUGCUUUCAUUUAACUGUAGGCUGGUCAGCUUUACCCGAAAAAGUUCACCGAUUACCCCUACUCCUAACAGCUUGCUCUUCAAUAAAGACAGACAGGUUAUUGCUUUUGUUUGUUGCAGUGAGUUGCAUGAGCCAUUAAUGUAAGCUGAUAUACUUUUUUCGAAAUCAGAAGCAUUUUUUUACCUUCAGGCUCACUAAAAGAAAAAACUGGCGACCGGACUGUUGUUAUCGCAGCUGUUUUUUGUGGAUGCAUUUUUGUAUUCAUUUGCGGUUUCUUCCUUUAUCUUUUCAAAAAGAAACUGGAACGCAAAAAAAAAUCCAAACGGAAAAGUGAUGCUAAACAUCGGUAAGAUAUUUUACAUUACAUUAGUUCACUCCCAUAUGGCCAAUUCUCCAUGGGCCAACUAGGGGUCAGCGUGAAAAAUUUUCUCGAAUCUCCGACCACGUAAACGAAAAACAACUUAUUUAGGUAACUUUCCGAAUUUCUUCUAGAUCGUCGAAUUUCAGAGUGCGCAUGAGAGCCAGAUUCUCCAUUUAGGCCUUCGUUUUCGAGUGAUUCUCAAAAAAAUCGCGGGACUAGACUUAUCAAGAGUACAGAAAAAGAGAACAAGAGAACAGAAACUUAUUUGGGUCAGAGACCUACUUUUGCGACACUUGUUUUUGAACAAUAUAUUGUUAUAGCUAAUGGCUUAUCGGAUUUCAGAGUGCGCAUGAGAACGGGAUUUUUUGAUUUUUUUUUUGAUUUUUGAAAAAAUAGCUGGGUACUAGUAAAACAAGGCGGUGAUCGGGGCGAGACCGUGGACGUGGAGUUUUCUAGUCCCGUAGAAAAAAACGCAACCGUGGAAAACAUGGCCCUUUCGACUCCAGCUUUUAUUAAAUCGACGCACUUUGGUUUGGUGCGUAGAAUCCGAAUUAAGAAGGGAUUUCUGCUUGUCCCGUUUAAAAUAUCAAUGAAUACAAACAUCGUAGAAGUUUUCUAAAAACGCGUAUCAGCGUGGUCCACGCCCUCUUCCCAUAUUUUGGUCGCCAUGAGUCGUGAAGACAAUCGUAUUCGAAACAAGUUUCUUUGAAAAGAACUUUUGCAGCAAAAAUUUGGAUUGGCCCUACUGAAUAUGCCAAUUAUAGUUUUAUUUCAGCCAGAGGCAGCCAUAUCGUCAGCAAAAGCCGAUGCAUCGGCCACAUUGUGAAUCUCAGUACGUUUUCGAGUAGAUCUUUUGAUGUUAAUGGGGCUAUUCAGAGUAUGUUUGUUUUCCGUUUUUUUUACAUCGCUGAAUUGGAUUUUUUGACGUAAAAACACGAAAAAUACGGAAAACAAUCAUUUUUUUCACAGCCUGAAUAACCCCAUAAAAUCAAUGUAUGUUUUUUCACGUUUUUUACGUCAACAAACUCAGUUCGAUAUGUAAAAAGCGUUAUAAAACGGGGAAUAGGAAUCCACUGAAUCACCCCAAUAUGAUAAUCAGAGAUGUUUUUUUCUUAGGCUUUCGUCGCCUGCCACUAGUCGUUUCGUUCACCACGACGCUACUGGAAUAAUGCCACCUUUACCAUUACAUCAGAUUGGAACUGCAUCACGAGCAUAUUGCGACUAA
This is a messenger RNA of Caenorhabditis sp. 36 PRJEB53466, 7535 nucleotides long. The record is from the annotation of a GenBank genome assembly. NCBI's taxonomy places the organism in Eukaryota, Metazoa, Nematoda, Chromadorea, Rhabditida, Rhabditidae.